AUGAACAGUAAUCAAUUAUUAUUUUACUUGUAAAAAAAUAAAUAAUUUGUUUUAAUUAGUGAAAUGUAAUAGCAAAGGGGAUUGUUUAAUUCAUGCAUGAAUAAUUUGAAAUUGAGAACAUAAUUGAUAAUAUUGGUUUCAUUAAUUAUCGUAGUAAUAGUCUCAUAUGUUCUUUCAGUAAAUUUGAUUCAUUAUACUUUGCUAAAUAAGUAUUUUUCUUCUAUUUCAAAUAAAAUUUUUGAAGAAAACUCAUUCAAAAUUUAAGAGAAGAUCAUUCAAGCAUAUGAAGGGUAUUUUGAUAGAGUAUUUUAUUUAAGUAAACUAAAUUUUAUAUUUUAGAUGGAAAUAGUUUAGUUUCCUUUCACAGAUUGUAUCAUUUGACAAAAAAUUAAGUAAAAUAGCAUUCUUUAGAAUUGAAUAGAGAUUAUCAAAUGCUAUAUGGAGGAAUAAGUAAAAUACCAGAUCCUGUUAGAAUUAUUAAAGGUUAUGGUAACUCUGACAUUUCAUAUUCUUUUAUGUGCUAUUCAAAUAUUACAGCAUUUGAUAAUCCUUUAAGUAAUGAAGAGCUUUUAGGAAUGAAGAUUUAGGAAUAAACUCAAGCAUAUGCGUCUAUUCUUUAUUAGGGGAAUAUAUUAAGUUAAUCAUUCUUAUAUUCAUAUAUAAUAAGGGAAAAAAUUAAUGCUGUUUAUCCAUGUUUAAAUAGAGGGAAAGGAAUCUAUGAUUAUGAUCCUGAGAAAAGAGAAUGGUUUAUUGAAGUUAGACAUAACUUUAAUAAAUAUAAAUAUUAUAAUGAAUAUUCUGAGUCCUUCACUCAACCUUAUUUAUGUAAUAACAUUUUUUGAAAGUUUAAAUUUAGUGUUCACAGAUAAAAAAAUAGGAUUAUCUUUGGUACUUCCAAUAGUUGAUGAAAAUUUAGAAUUGAUAGGAGGAGUAGGAACAAAUUUCUUGGGAGCAGAAAUAGUAUAAAUCCUUAAGUCUUAAGAAUUUGGAUUUUAAAUUAUUUAUCUUGUAUCUGCUUCUGGAAUUAUGAUUAUGCAUCCAUACAAAGUAAAUGUUGAUUAACUUCCAUUAUACAUUUUUAAUUAAUCUAUCACAGGAUUCAAUCAAAGUGAUUGGGAAAGAAUGAAUACAAAAACCUAAAGCAACUCCUCCACUUGUCCAUAUUUGAAUAUACAUUCAUCAAAUUUAAAUUGUCUUUACAAUAGUCUUUAUUAAUAGGAAAUGAUAAUAGGAAUCUAAGAUAUUCCUGAAUAUUCUAUGAAGCUAGUUAUGUAAAAUCUUUUAUUAAUCUUAGGUUAUUGAGUAGCUAAGAAUAUUUUCAAUUUUAUUAGCAUUUCUAAACAGAUCUUGAAAAAAGUCUUUUAAAUAUACUUUGGCUUCACAUUUCCAUAUUAUUAAGCCUUUUUAUUUUUAUUUGCUUUGUAUUAUACAUAUUUACUUAUAUUUUGUUUUAUCCUAUUUAACAAAUAUAGGCAAUCACCAUUAAUAGGAUUUUCUCUUAAAAAAAUAAGAGAUCUUAAAUGCCAAUUUAUGCAAACAUAUUUAUGAGCCAAUAAAUAACAUCACUGUAUAAAUCAUAUUAAUUUAUUAAUAAUUAAUUAGAACAAUUGUCAUUUAAUAAAACAAAAUCCUGUAGAGAUUUAGAAAAUUAUUAAUAUCCCAGAAAAAUGUUUUCCUUAAGAAAAUUAAUAUCAAAAUAAAAUAAUAACAACAAUAUAGAAUUAACAAAUAAUGCGAUUGA
Molecule: messenger RNA, 1741 nt
Organism: Paramecium sonneborni
Lineage: Eukaryota; Ciliophora; Oligohymenophorea; Peniculida; Parameciidae
Source: the annotation of a GenBank genome assembly